GAGAGAGAAAGACACAAUAGCUAGCAACAACUUUAGAGAGAGAGAGAGAGAGAAAGAAGGAAAGAAGGACAGAGACAGAGAAGCUCAGACUUGCUUUUCACAUAUAUAAGCAUCCAAACCUUCAUUUCUUGAAGAGAGAGAAAACAUAAAAAGCUUUUGAGAACAGGGCUAAGAAAAUCAAAAACAAAAAUUUUCUCUUGAACUUUGUAUUCUUCUGAUUAUCGUUUUCUUCUUCUUCUUCAGCUUACGUUGUAGUUUUUGAAAGUUACAAGUCCGAUCUGACUCACUGAGUUCAGUUCUGUGUUCGACUCGGUCCUGCCUCGGAUGAGUUAGAAAGGAAGAUCGCUUUCUUACAAAUCGAUAUCCAUGGCUGGACCAGAUAACAUCAUUGUAGGUUCUCAUGUAUGGGUUGAAGAUCCAUCACUGGCAUGGAUUGAUGGAGAAGUCCUCCGAAUCAAUGGUGAAGAAGUUCAUGCACAGACUACAAAUGGGAAAAAAGUUGUCGCAAAUAUUUCAAAAGUGUUUCCAAAGGAUACCGAGGCUCCUCCUGGAGGUGUAGAUGACAUGACAAAGCUUUCCUAUUUGCAUGAACCCGGAGUACUGCAUAACUUGGCAACCAGAUAUGAACUUAAUGAAAUAUAUACAUACACCGGAAAUAUCCUGAUUGCUGUAAACCCAUUUCAAAGAUUACCACAUUUGUAUGAUACUCACAUGAUGGAACAAUAUAAAGGAGCUGCAUUUGGAGAGCUAAGCCCUCAUGUUUUUGCAGUUGCAGAUGUUGCAUACAGGGCAAUGAUCAACGAGGGAAAGAGCAACUCAAUUUUAGUUAGUGGAGAGAGUGGUGCUGGUAAGACUGAGACAACAAAGAUGCUUAUGCGGUAUCUUGCUCACCUUGGGGGUCGAUCUGGAGUAGAAGGGCGGACGGUUGAACAACAAGUUCUAGAAUCCAAUCCAGUUCUUGAAGCAUUUGGUAAUGCCAAAACGGUUAGGAACAACAACUCAAGUCGUUUUGGUAAAUUUGUUGAGAUCCAAUUUGACAAGAGUGGGAGGAUAUCUGGGGCAGCUGUACGAACUUAUUUGCUCGAAAGAUCUCGUGUUUGCCAAAUUUCAGAUCCUGAAAGAAACUACCACUGCUUUUACCUUCUCUGUGCAGCACCACUGGAGGACAGAGAGAAGUAUAAGUUGGGAGACCCUAAAUCAUUCCAUUACUUGAAUCAAUCCAACUGUUAUGCACUGGAUGGAGUGGAUGAUGGCCAUGAAUAUCUAGAAACCAGAAGGGCUAUGGAUAUAGUUGGAAUCAGUGAGGAAGAGCAGGUGGCAAUUUUUAGAGUUGUUGCUGCAAUUCUGCAUCUUGGAAAUAUUGAAUUUGCAAAGGGACAGGAGAUUGAUUCUUCUGUCAUUAAAGAUGAAAAGUCUAGAUUCCAUCUUAAUAUGACAGCUGAACUGCUUGAGUGUGAUGCCAAGAGCUUGGAAGAUGCACUGAUUAAGCGUGUAAUGGUGACACCAGAAGAGGUUAUAACAAGAACUCUUGAUCCUGUUGCUGCAUUGGGUAGCAGGGAUGCCUUAGCUAAAACCAUCUAUUCUCGUUUGUUUGAUUGGAUUGUGGACACAAUUAACAAUUCAAUUGGGCAAGAUCCAAACUCAAAAUCCUUAAUUGGUGUUCUUGAUAUAUAUGGGUUUGAGAGUUUUAAGCAUAAUAGUUUUGAGCAGUUCUGUAUCAACUUUACAAAUGAGAAACUGCAACAACAUUUCAAUCAGCAUGUCUUCAAAAUGGAACAAGAAGAAUAUACAAAAGAAGAAAUCAAUUGGAGUUACAUAGAGUUUGUUGAUAACCAAGAUGUUUUGGAUCUGAUUGAGAAGAAACCUGGAGGAAUUAUUGCACUUCUGGAUGAAGCCUGCAUGUUUCCUAAAUCCACGCAUGAAACAUUUGCUCAGAAGUUGUACCAGACAUUCAAAAACAACAAGCGCUUUAUCAAACCUAAGCUUUCUCGCACUAGUUUUACUAUAUCUCACUAUGCAGGGGAGGUAACUUAUCUGGCUGAUCUGUUUCUUGAUAAAAACAAAGACUAUGUGGUGGCAGAACAUCAGGAUCUGUUGACGGCAUCAAAGUGCUCCUUUGUGGCAGGUCUAUUUCCUCCACUUCCAGAAGAAUCAUCAAAGUCUUCCAAAUUUUCUUCCAUUGGUUCUCGCUUUAAGUUACAACUUCAAUCUUUAAUGGAGACCUUGAGUACAACAGAACCUCAUUAUAUCAGAUGUGUGAAGCCAAACAAUGUCCUUAAGCCUGCUAUUUUUGAGAACCUCAAUGUAAUCCAACAAUUGCGCUGUGGUGGUGUUCUUGAGGCAAUCAGAAUCAGCUGUGCUGGAUAUCCUACUCGACGAACAUUUUAUGAGUUUCUUCACCGCUUUGGUGUUCUUGCUCCUGAAGUUUUGGAAGGGAACUAUGAUGAGCAGGUUGCUUGCCAAAUGAUUCUGGAUAAAAAAGGAUUGAAAGGUUAUCAGAUAGGCAAGACAAAAGUCUUCCUCAGGGCUGGUCAGAUGGCUGAGUUGGAUGCAAGAAGAGCAGAGGUGCUUGGAAAUGCGGCUAGAAUCAUUCAAAGGCAAAGUCGUACAUAUCUUGCACGCAAGGAGUUUGUUGCAUUACGUAAAGCUGUGAUUCAAUUGCAGUCGUGUUUGCGAGGUAUAUUGGCUCGCAAACUAUAUGAGCAAUUACGCCAAGAAGCAGCAGCUUUGAUGAUACAGAAGAAUUUCCGACGAUACAUUGUCCUGAAAUCCUACUCAACAGUACGAUUGUCUGCAAUCACAUUGCAGACAGGGUUAAGGGCAAUGACUGCUCGCAAUGAAUUCAGAUUCAGAAAGCAAACUAAGGCAGCAAUUAUUGUCCAGGCUCGUUUGCGUUGCCACAUAGCAUAUUCAUAUCAUAAGAGUCUCCAGAAGGCUGCACUAGUUACUCAGUGUAGUUGGAGGCGAAGGAUUGCUCGGAAAGAGCUCAGAAUGCUCAAAAUGGCUGCAAGAGAAACUGGGGCCCUAAAAGAAGCAAAAGACAAACUAGAAAAGCGCGUGGAAGAACUUACAUGGCGUUUGCAGCUUGAGAAGCGAUUAAGGACUGAUUUGGAAGAAGAAAAAGGCCAGGAAAUUGCAAAGUUACAGGAUGCUUUACAUGCAAUGCAAAUACAAGUAGAAGAAGCAAACGUCAGGGCUAUCCAAGAACGAGAAGCAGCUCAUAAAGCUAUUGAAGAAGCACCUCCAGUCAUUAAGGAGACUCCUGUUUUAAUCCAAGACAUGGAAAAGAUUGAUUCUUUAACUUCUGAGGUGGAGAGUUUAAAGGCUCUGCUACUAUCAGAAAGACAGGCAGCAGAGGAGGCCAGGAGAGCUUCUACAGAUGCUGAGGCGAGAAAUGUAGAGCUGACUAAAAAACUUGAAGAUGCAGAGCAAAGAGUGGAUCAGCUUCAGGAAUCUGUGCAGAGGUUUGAAGAGAAACUCUCCAAUUCAGAGUCGGAGAACCAAGUACUUCGUCAGCAAGCACUAACCUUGUCACCAACUGGGAAAACUUUGUCUGCAAGAUCAAAGACUAUGAUUAUUCAGAGAACACCAGAGAAUGGGAAUGUUCUAAAUGGGGGAGCCAAGGUUGCAUCAGAUAUGACUCAUGCAAUAUCAAAUGCACGUGAGCCUGAAUCAGAGGAAAAGCCCCAGAAAUCUCUUAAUGAUAAGCAGCAGGAGAACCAGGACAUUCUGGUUAAAUGCAUAUCUCAAAAUUUGGGAUUUUCUGGGGGAAAACCAGUUGCUGCUUGUGUCAUAUACAAAUGCCUUCUUCACUGGAGGUCAUUUGAAGUUGAAAGAACUACUGUUUUUGACCGGAUUAUUCAAACAAUAGCUUCAGCCUUAGAAGUCCCAGAUAAUAAUGAUGUGUUGGCUUAUUGGUUAUCUAAUGCAUCAACUUUAUUGUUUCUGCUACAACACACACUCAAAGCAACUGGAGCAGCUAGCUUGACUCCACAACGACGGAGAACAGCAACAGCUUCUCUUUUUGGAAGGGUGUCUCAAGGGUUACGGUCAUCUCCUCAAAGUGCGGGACUCUCAUCUUUUCUUAAUGGUCGAGGUCUUGGUAGACUUGAUGACUUGCGGCAAGUUGAGGCCAAGUAUCCAGCAUUAUUGUUUAAGCAGCAGCUUACUGCCUUCCUUGAAAAGAUAUAUGGAAUGAUACGAGACAAUCUAAAGAAAGAGAUCUCUCCAUUACUUGGACUAUGUAUCCAGGCACCCAGGAACUCACGAGCAAGUUUAGUGAAAGGACGUUCCCAAGCUAACGCUGUUGCUCAGCAAGCUUUAAUUGCUCAUUGGCAAAGUAUUGUUAAAAGCUUAAACAGUUCUUUGAUGACAAUGAAAGCGAACUAUGUGCCCCCAUUCUUAGUCCGUAAAGUGUUCACUCAGAUAUUCUCAUUCAUCAAUGUUCAGCUAUUCAACAGUCUUCUUUUGCGGCGUGAGUGUUGUUCAUUCAGUAACGGGGAAUAUGUAAAAGCGGGUCUGGCUGAAUUGGAACAGUGGUGCGAUGGGGCUACUGAGGAAUAUGCAGGCUCAGCUUGGGACGAACUAAAGCAUAUUAGGCAGGCUGUUGGAUUCCUAGUCAUACAUCAAAAACCAAAAAAGACUUUGAAUGAAAUAACAAAGGAACUCUGUCCUGUGCUCAGCAUACAGCAGUUAUACAGGAUCAGUACAAUGUACUGGGACGACAAAUAUGGCACACACAGUGUGGCUUCAGAUGUUAUUUCAAAUAUGAGAGUUAUGAUGACUGAGGACUCUAGCAAUGCUGUUAGUAGUUCGUUCCUAUUAGAUGAUGACUCAAGCAUCCCGUUCUCCGUGGAUGACAUCUCCAAGUCAAUGCAACAAAUAGAUGUAGCUGACAUUGAUCCUCCUUCCUUAAUUCGUGAAAACUCGGGGUUUGGGUUUUUACUUCCACGUGCCGAGUGAUGUUCAUGAUCAUGGUUUUGGAUGCUCAGAUCUUGUUCUCAUGGCUACCUACGGGAUGUGCACAUAAAUUGAUGUGCUAAAACUUGUGCAUAUAGGUUUCAUUGCUUGUCACCAUUCAUGUGUAUAGUACAUACUUCAACCCAGGCAAUCCGUCUUGGUGUGAUGUCUGGGUCAAUUCAUUUUUUUCCUCUCAAGUUAUAUCAACAAGAGGGGAAUUUGUCAAGAAGCCAUAUCACUGUUGAUGUGAUAAUGUGCAAUUAUAUGGGCAUUGGUGUCCUGUGACUUCUGCCAAACCGGCAGAGGCCCUUUUUUAUUUUUUAUUUUUUCAUAUUCUUCUUGGGUUUUCAGGUCUUGUAGUGGGGUUUUUUUAAAUUGUAAUUAGCAACUAAAAAUGCGUGUCAUAGGCUAUUAUUUGUUGUGUUUGUAAGCAAAUUUGUGUUUAA
Molecule: messenger RNA, 5405 nt
Organism: Quercus lobata
Lineage: Eukaryota; Viridiplantae; Streptophyta; Magnoliopsida; Fagales; Fagaceae
Product: myosin-17-like
Exons: 39
Coding region: 367-4962 (1531 amino acids)
Biological process (GO): actin filament organization
Cellular component (GO): membrane; myosin complex; actin cytoskeleton
Molecular function (GO): actin filament binding; ATP binding; microfilament motor activity
Source: RefSeq, a predicted model, not a curated record